This is a messenger RNA of Sphaeramia orbicularis (orbiculate cardinalfish), 5556 nucleotides long. RefSeq names its product vesicle-associated membrane protein 2 (gene vamp2). Lineage: Eukaryota; Metazoa; Chordata; Actinopteri; Kurtiformes; Apogonidae. The transcript is spliced from 5 exons. The record is from RefSeq and is a predicted model, not a curated record. Gene Ontology annotation, cellular component: membrane. Gene Ontology annotation, biological process: vesicle-mediated transport. Bases 499 to 834 code for a protein of 111 amino acids.
UCUCAGAGCCCUUAUGAACAUAUUUGCAGACACAACCACACCAUCUUGACCCUUAAAACGAUGCUUUUGUGAUGUUUGGCCACCCAUUCCAACAUGAAACUCUGCGAUUGACGUCACCGAGCCAUCUUUGUCCGUCUAAUCCAGGCUGGUUAUUACACCUUCAUUACUGUAGGGACUCUGACAGCGCCGGGCUCUUGUCAUAGCCUGCAGGUGCCGCAUCGCCGUAGAAAUAGGAAGAAGAGGGGGGUAGAAAAUACAAAAAAGAAAAAAAAAAAAAAAAAAAAAAAAAAAAAAAGCUUUUAUAGCGACUGGACAGAUUGAAGCCAGUGCUCCUCCUAGGAUAUAUAGGCAGGGAAACGCCACAAUAACCAACGCAAGGGUGCCAGAGGGUAGAGAGGAGCGCACAAGGCAAUCCACAUCCAUCUGCCAGCCACUUACACGCGCUAACAUUUCCAGUCCGGAUUUCGGCACAGCUGUCCAGCCAAUACAACCAGGAAAAUGUCUGCCCCAGCUGCUGGAGCCCCCGCACCAGAGGGAGGGAAUCAGCCCCCUCCCAACCUCACCAGCAACCGUCGUCUGCAGCAGACACAGGCACAGGUGGAUGAGGUGGUUGAUAUCAUGCGUGUAAACGUGGAUAAGGUUCUGGAGCGUGAUCAGAAGCUGUCAGAACUGGACGAUAGGGCUGAUGCCCUGCAGGCUGGAGCCUCUCAGUUUGAGACCAGUGCUGCAAAACUGAAGAAUAAAUACUGGUGGAAGAAUGCUAAGAUGAUGAUUAUCCUGGGUGUGAUAUGUGUGAUUGUCCUCAUCGUCAUUAUUGUGUACUUCAGCACCUAAGAAGAGUUGCUCCUACCCCAGUCUGAUCCCAACUUCCUUGCUACAGAAAAACCCUCAAAUUGAUGAUGAAUUGAUCACUGAUAGUUAAUUUAUUAUAUAUCUCCCCCUGGUUAGCCUCGAUAUAACACCCCUAAACCCUUCAGGGCCCCAUGGCUCCCCCACUUCCACCACCUCGCCUCUGGACCCCUGUCAAUAUUUGUCCUGUGAGUCUGUGGCCCUGUCUCCUUUCUGGGUACUCUUGGCUUUUCUAACAUGCCAUACUGAGAACCAAACACUUGUGACGAUGCAACAACAGAAAAGGAAACAACGAUUGGCGAUAAUUGUUACAUAACUGAUAUAUAUAUAUAGUUCUUUGUAGACUUUUAUUCUGAUAUAUACUGUUUUUGUAGGUGUGUGUGCGUGUGCGUGUGUGCAUUUUGUAUUUUUUAAUUUUUGUAUUAAUUUCACGUAUGCUUCAGCGUUAACUACUGCCUAUUAUUCAAAGUGUGUAUCUUGCAUGUUCUCAUCAUUUGUCUGUCCCCAGCUUACUCUCUAUUUUUGGUGUAUUUGCACAGUGGAGUAAGUCAUUUAACUAAGGAAACAAUGAUUGAUUUUACCUGUGACAUUUCUGCCUCUUAAGUCAGUCUAAAUUUAGCCAGCGAAUUAAAACCUUAACUGAAAGUAUCGCAGCUUAAAAGUGGAGCUGACUCAGACAAAAACUGCCCGUAAAAUUCCCCAAAGUUAGUCUAUCCAUCAGGUCUUUCAGCUCCGUAUUUUUAUAGUGUGAUAUUAUCAGGAGUUUUAGUUACUUGCUGGCUUACUGAGAGAUUAGAUUCUCACUGAUGUUGAUCAACAUACAAAUAAUGCAUGAAUUUUUAAAUUAAUCUCUAGUUGUCAUCCUUCCCAGUCCUUUCUAUUUGAUUCAGGACUUGUUUCUAUUUUAACAUUUCUGCCCUCGAAUAACUCUCAGCUGUAGUCUCUUGUAAAAGCUCUAAACUCUUCUGCCUCUCAGCAUGCUUGAACACCUCAAUAACUUCUGAUAAUUUAAAACUGCCAUAGUACAGUUGGACCAAUGUCUGUAGAUGUUUAUUUUUUUGUUGAAAUAUUACGUAGUGUCUUAUUUCGAAAACAUUCCUUCAUUGCAGUGUAGUGCAAAAGCUCUUACUGUAGCACAUGUAAGUGUAAGUAUCUUUUAAAAAAAGACAUGCUAUGAAACUUGUGUCGAAAAUGUUGGUCUUACAUACCAUAAGAGAAAAUAGUGAUACUUAAAUAUCUGUAAGGGUAAGUUUAGGAUAGACAGGAUUAGAAUUUGACUCUGUCCAAAUGAUUUUAUUUUGUAAUCUCAGUGAUGUUAUCUUAACAAACACUUACAGUAUACUGUGGCGAUGUCACUGUGGACGAGGGUUUGAUAAGUAACUAAUGCUAGGGGAUCAAUGGUAUUGUUGCAUUAAUUAUGAUACAUCUGUUUCCAUAACAAAAAGGUAAAUUCUCACCGGCCUACAUGGACACAAAAAGCCUUAGUAUCCAGUUACACUCCUGUUCGAUAACGUAGAUUACUUCCAGUUAAACACACCCUUACACUUUCAAUUUGUGUAGGGAGAGUGGCUGACUGCAGACAAGGAAUCUGUUUAAAAUGCACAAACAACCUUGUUUUUGAUGGCGCUGUCUGGCUGGUCAAUAGCCUGGCCAAAGGAGAUCCUCGUGCAGCAAACACUCUCCGCAUAAAGAGCACAUAUGUGAACGGAAGAUUCCGCCUUAUUUUGCAAAUCCAGGACCAGGGACAGAGGCUGAUGAGGAAAAUGAGAAAUUCACAGCUUUCUGGGGUUUAGUUAAGCUGUCCACGAAAUUUCAGCUAGUUCGAAAUUUACACCUAAAGACAAGAGGCGAUUGCUCUAAAACUAGUAGCAAACUAACAAACUAGUGUUUAGCUAGCGCAGUGGUUCUGUCUCAGUGUUUCUCCCUCUAGUUAAGGCCUUUUUCUUUUUUAAAUAUGAUAGAAUAUAUUUUUUAUUAUAGUAUAUUUUUGUGUCAAACAGACAGGUGAAGAGGAAGGGUACAGUCAGUACCUUUUGCUGCCAACAGCAGUCAGCUCCUCUUUACCUCUGUCUGCUGUGUUUUUUGUAAUUCCGCUCUAUGCGUUAUACACUGCCAAGCAACAAGGGAGAGGCUGUUAUUGCGGUUGUUUCUUUCAUUGGUGUCCUCGCUGGUUUGAUCUUGAACUAUUCGACUAUACUUUUCCACAUCUUUUCCUGUGUCUACUAAACUUUUAGCUGCGUCUAUCAGCGAAGCAAUGCACUUGAUUUAUGGACUCUCAAAUGCUCUGUCGCACUAAGGCCUUGUGCACACAAGCUGAUAAUAUUGACUAUACAAACAGGUCUGGCUUUUAUUAAACUGAAGUAUGUAGGCCUGCAUUGCUGCAUAAUUAUCAACUCAGCUCAAGAUUACUAUUUAUAAUCCUGCGAUGUUAAAAUUUAGCUUCUAGAUCUUGUUAGAGUGUAGGCUACAGUUUCUGAAAAGCACUAGAGACCACUUACAGUAUUUUAAUAUAAGUGUGUGUAAAGCCUUAGUAGCCUUGUCUUCUUUCAACAUGACUUUUUAUUCUCCCCACCAGCUGAAUAGACCAGCCUGCCCCCUUUUGCUCAACUCACUGAUACAGAAUCCUACAGUGUGUGUGUGUGUGUGAUUGUGUGUGCUCAGGUGUGUGUUUAUGUGUGUGUUAGAAUAGCUCUGUCUUGGGAAUAUCCCCAGUUUAUCCCAACAGAUUAGGUCGCUUAAAUCUCAGAGUGCGGGCACGUUGUUUCCUUGACCACUGAAUUACACAAGCAGAGAGGUUACAGAUCUGCCGGUCAGUUCUCUUUGGAAGAUCCCCAAUUGUAACAAACCUAAUCCUACAACCUACUCCCACGAGUUCUUCUUCAAAAGUAAACUGCAGAAGAUUACCAAAGACCAGAUUUUAAUGCUUAAGCUGCCAAUUGCCAUCAAAAACAAGCGAGUAGAAACAGGUUGUCCAAACAGUCCUAGUCUGUUGAAAAUAUCUUCUACCCUUACCCUGUCUGUCACCGAGUACAGGACCUUUGAACUCUUACACACUGUUUGUGAGUGUGCCAUUCUAACAUAUGCAAGUUAAACCAAAACAUGAGGACCGCAUGCUUCAAGAGUCAAAAACGGUUCCCCCCAACACAUCUAUCCAGGUCCUGAGAAUUUCUUUAAUCUGCAAUGACUUUGUAGACACAUGAUCCUAUAACUAAUAAAUAGCACAACUCUUCUUUUUCUGUCUCCAUAGAGCUGCCAAGUUUUAAAAUCAAAACACGUAUAAACUAGGUAAUAGACAUAAACUAAGAAAAACGCUUUAAAAAAAAAAUCUGCAUUGUUUGGUGUUGUAAUAUGGGGGUGUUUUGGGGGUUAGGGGGUCCUAUAUCCUCAGAUUUAAGGUAUUAGCAAUUUACCAAAAUAUAGGACAAAUAUGAUCAAACUGUAAAAUUGGGUUUUAUGGCAAUAUCAAAUAAUCCUAGGGUUACAAAUCUUGUCCUUUUAGCCAUCCUGCAGGAGUUAACCACACAGUGGACUGAAGUGACAUAACACUACUGAUUGGGGUAGGACUUCUGUGUUCUCCAUAAAUCCAACUGUUGUCCUGUGAGUGCUCAGCCAAUUGGUCACAAUGGUGAAAAUGAAGUGAGUGCUCUCUUUUUUCUGUUGCUUUAUUGUCUGUAUGAAAAGAAGUGCGCCUAUAUUUUACCACCGUGGCACUUUUUCUGUUGUGAUUUGUUAAUUUGGUGGGAUGGGAACAUGAAUUGGUAGAGAAUAUUGUCUUAUGUCAACCUUAAGAAUUGUUCAGGGAUCUCAACUUAAUGCUAUGUUCAAGUCAUUUGGGGGUGAAUGAAUAUUUUCAGAACCUCUUCCACGUUUCAGUUACAACUUAAGAACUUGUAAUUAAGACUUGGAGUGAAUAAGCCAGAAUGAAAUGGACUAUCAGCGGGUGAAAUCAAUAGUCAAUCUAAAACUUAUACAAAGAAUUAAAUAUGAUGCAAAGUGGGGUACAUACUCCCCAUAUUUUAUUUUUACCCCCAAAUGGGCUGAAUGCAGCCACAGGAGGGAACCCUUUGAGUCUCUGAAUGUUCACUGGAUGAUGAUAAUUAUACAAUAUUCUUCGUAAUAUAUGUUAACAUGUUUUAUUUGAACCAAAUAUUGUGUUUUUUUUCCUUUUGCAUCAAUUUAGUAAUAACUCCAGAUGUCACAGAAAUGUUUAUGUGUAAGCACUGAUGGGUAAAGGUAAAGAAAAUGGGAUGUUAAUGGAAAAAAGUAUUUUUACCUUAAAUUGUCCAGAAUGCUUAGAAUGAUUCUGCGGUUUACAUCAGAUUGCCGUUUGUAUCUACAAGAUAUAUUUUUUUGUUUAAAUCUGUUUAUUUUUGAGGAAAGAUUUUCAUUUCUCUUCGGGACUGGGGUUUCUGGGAUGAAGGCCCAUAUUGCCCCUGUUCUUCUGGCCUUACAGGAGGGACGGGACUGGAGGAUCAUGGGCAAUGUGCUCAGUUUUCUUUUCUUUUGUUCUUUUUGUUUGCUUUUAUUUAUUGAUAGAUUUAUUGUGCUGUCAUUUGGUAUGGGAUUAGAAAUUACACAAGGUUGACUCAACUUAAAGGAGAGGAAACUGAAUGAAAAACCGAAGUACAUAAAAUAAUUGUAGUGUAAAUCUAUCAAUGUCUUAUUAUAUUGAUGAACAUCAUGAAAUAUAUGUAUAUUGGAAAAACA